Molecule: messenger RNA, 1653 nt
Organism: Perca fluviatilis (European perch)
Lineage: Eukaryota; Metazoa; Chordata; Actinopteri; Perciformes; Percidae
Gene: marco
Product: macrophage receptor with collagenous structure
Exons: 11
Coding region: 122-1237 (371 amino acids)
Cellular component (GO): membrane
Source: RefSeq, a predicted model, not a curated record
AUGUGAGUUGUCUUAAUGAGAAGUUCUGUUGCAAUCAAUUGUGUUUUCCCGACAUCCUGCACUGUGUGUAUAUAAGAGUUUCUGAAGUAGGAAGUGAAGGUGAUUCUACACUCUAGAGAGCAUGGAGACAUCUGUGGACCCGACAAUGGAUCAAGUCUCAUACACUCAGAGUAACCCACUGUUUGAAAUGUCACUCAGCAGGACUGAUCUCUACACUUCCCAGCCUGAUUAUCUGAAGCCAGCGAGGCCCAGAAGACAGUGGUGUUUUAAUGUGAUUGUUGUGUAUCUCAUCUUGCAGACUGCCCUUAAUGCCUUUCUCAUUUAUAAAGUUUUUAAGUUGGAGUCUCUAAUGUCUAACCCCAGGUCCGAGAAAGUGACGUCCAAUCACAUCCCUCUGUAUGAUGGUGACAACAUCCAAACUCUCCUCUACAACAACAGUCAAGAAACCAAGACCCUUAAGGGCCACCUGUGGGCCCUGAAGAACCAGGUCACCAGCCUGUGUGGAGAGGAGGGUCAGUUUAACAAGCUGCAGUCUGACCUGAACCUGCUCAACACCAGCACCCUCAACCUGGAGAGCAAAGUGACCACCAUCAGCCUCAAACCGGGACCUCCUGGUACUCCGGGUACAGCUGGAGCGCACGGUAUUCCAGGCUUGCCAGGGAUGAAAGGAAUGAAAGGUGUUGCGGGCCCUCCAGGACCAAAGGGUGAAAUGGGACUCAAAGGACAACCUGGAGAACCAGGAGUUGCCGGUCCAAUUGGUCCCAGCGGUUCACCUGGAAUCCCAGGACCACCAGGGAAUCAAGGUCCAGGUGCAAAGGGAGAGAAAGGAGAUCCCGGUGUCCCAGGUGUAAUGGGACCUCCAGGCUUCAAUGGAACUCAAGGUCGUCCCGGACUACCAGGUCCAAAAGGAGACAAGGGAGACCAAGGAAACGCACCAGAGCUGACUGUGCGUCUCGUGCCGGGGAAAUCCCGAGGGCGAGUGGAAGUGAAGUACAAUGGGGUCUGGGGCACCGUGUGCGACGACAACUUUGACACUGUGGAUGGCAAGGUGAUCUGUAAGAUGCUGGGCUUCCAACAUGCCAUUAGCACCUACAUUGCCCCCCCAGGCUCUGGUAGGAUCUGGCUGGAUGAGCUGAGAUGUGUAGGAACAGAGUCGGACAUCUUUAGCUGCCUACACAGCGGAAUUGGUGUUAACAACUGCCAACAUAACGAGGAUGCCGGAGUGCAAUGUGUGUAGACUGAAACGACGGCAAAGACCAACAAAAAUUUGAAGAAAUGGUGUUUCAACUUCUACACAUAAACAUGAAGUGACAAAUUGACUGACAGGCAUUACACACACACACACAGACAGACACAGACGCGCACAGACACACACACUCACACACACACACACACACACACACACACACACACACACACAAACACACACCACAUGCCUACGUUUUAACUGGGGAUAUUAGCAGAGAACAAUGCUGCUACUAAUGAUGUUCACAGCUGGAUCUCAUUACAUAUUAAUAAAAUACAGCUUAUAGAAUUGCAUGCAGUUCAGAGUUUCACUUUAAGUUUCACUUUCAUUACUAAACUCAUUAGCUUAAAUUGCAAUUGUACUGUAAACAAAAUAUCAUGGCAAUAAAAAUUCUCAGGCAUCAUUUC